Molecule: messenger RNA, 6075 nt
Organism: Synchiropus splendidus (mandarinfish)
Lineage: Eukaryota; Metazoa; Chordata; Actinopteri; Syngnathiformes; Callionymidae
Product: centrosomal protein of 170 kDa-like
Exons: 20
Coding region: 146-4177 (1343 amino acids)
Cellular component (GO): centriole
Molecular function (GO): protein binding
Source: RefSeq, a predicted model, not a curated record
UAGUGCGUUAUCGUCUGGGCUGGGCAGCAGAAACGCUCAGGAGCAGCAUCAUCGAUGUGGAUGAGUCCUCUGAAUUUCGACCUGAUUCUUCCUCACAUCGCUUGCAGGAUGCUUUAAAAGUCAAGGGUCAGCUCCCGAAGCAGAGAUGAGUCUGACGUCCUGGUUCCUCGUGAGCGGCGGGGGGACGCGCCAUCGUCUUCCCAGAGAGAUGAUAUUUGUGGGCCGGGAUGACUGCGAACUUAUGCUGCAGUCUCGCAGCGUGGACAAACAACAUGCUGUCAUCAACUAUGAAGCCAAUACAGAUGAGCAUAAAGUCAAAGACCUGGGCAGCCUCAAUGGGACCUUCAUCAACGAUGUCAGAAUACAGGAGCAGAUGUACGUGACGCUGCAAACGGACGACAAGUUGCGGUUCGGAUAUGAUACCAACCUCUUCACCGUGGUUCGAGGAGAGCUGCACAUCCCAGAAGAAGCCCUCAAGCAUGAGAAGUUGAGCAGUCAGCUUCAGCUGAGCCAGAGAAGGCUGCUGGAAGGAGAACCGCCGAAGCCAGACAUGAGACCCCCUGAGGCCACGACAGCACCCACGUGUGAGGGGGCCACAGCCAAGCCCCCUGAUGUCAGCAGACUAGAGGAGAAGGCUGCAGCUGAUGUUGCAUUGCUGCAUCGGGGUACCCCUCUUUACGGCCAGCCAGCUUGGUGGGGAGAUGGACAAGCUGAUGACCAAAGCACUGGAAGACCUGAGGAAAAGACCCUUGAUCGGAAACGUGACAAAGCUGAAGAAACAAAGAAAAACUCGGAGCACCGGAAAUCCUCCCUGCCCCUAGCAUCCUGCCAGGAGCAGAACCACUUUGAAAUUCCCAACAAGGAUUCACAGUCAUCGACUAAAGCAAGCGCUGAGGUCCGAGAUCCCGGCGCCGGCGCGCCCUCUGCUCCUGAGCCUGUCCACGGCCACGCUUCUUUUACCAUUGAGUUUGACCCCGGGGCGUCUGGAAAAGUCACUGUGAAAGAUCGAGUGACGAAAGCGGGAACGGAGACCAGGCCGCGACCCAAACGGGCUGUUGGCGAGGAGCUGAGUCCGCUUCAGACUGCUAUGGUGGCAGCAGAAGUCAAAGUGGCAGAUUGGCUGGCCCAGAACGAACUGCCCUUGCCGCUUAAAGAGCCAGCUGCUGAGGAGGAUGGGGAAAGUGUCAAGAGUGACGUACCCAUUCACCUGAGGAGUUUAAAAGGUAGCAAACACGAGGACGGCACACAGAGCGACACAGAGAACGCGCUCGGAGAACAGCGUAAAGCCUUAGAAGAGGCUCCUUGGGGUCCAUGGGGGAAUCCUGGAGUGAAGAUUCGGGCCGCUCGGGCAAACGUACCUGAAGGACUUUUUAUUGAGGAAGACAGUCCAGCACGCCGACGUAAACCUUCCAACAAAUUUGGGGAAAAACGGAGUGGCCCUGGCAUGCAGCAGACGAGUGGCCGCGAUGAGUCUCGUUCCCAUGGUGAUGAUUUCAGUGACAGAGGGACGUACACCAUUGAAAUGGAGAACGGAGACCAUGAAGCUGAGGAGGCCAGAAGGAUGAUUGACAAGGUGCGCAGGAAGAGACAUGUGUUUGGUGUCGAUGAGCAGGAGGCGGUGUGUGUUUCGCGGCUGGGCGGCGUGGACCGCUUUUCAACGCAGAAGUCUCACAGCAGAGACAGAGGAAAGGCAGAGUGCGUUUCGGAGGAACUGAUGGUGGGUGGCCCCCGCUGGGUCUCACAGUGGGCCACGCUGGCUGCCACCCAUGUAAGGACAGACCCUGAGGGAUCAGGGGGUGAAAGCCACUCAAUGGUCACAGAAGGACGAGGAGACACCAGUGAAUCCAGCCGUUCAUUCGCUUCUGAACGAAAGAGAAGAACUUUACCGCAACUGCCUGGAGAGGAGCCCUCCACAGGGAAGAUGGUGGGUUCUGUCUCGCAUGUAGAUAUGGGAGAAAAACAGGACACAGAGCUGCAGGAGAAGGAGAAUAGGGAGGAUAAGACUUCGAGGGGGAGGAGUCGGACUGGAUCUGGAACAGGAGGGAGUCCGAGUCGCUCCUCACCAGCGAGGUCACAAGACAGCGGUGGUGGCAGAAGUGGGUUGAAUAAGCUCCCCCCUCAUCCGAUGUCUGGUGGAGACAGGAGAGUGGAGGAGGGGAGGAGGAAAAAGAAGGAGGAGGAGAAGGCCAGGGAAAGUGGUGGCAAACCUUUGCUGAGGCAGGAGAGUUUCACUGUAGAGAAACCAAGCUCCAACAUCCCCAUCGAGCUCAUUCCACGAAUUGAUGGAGUGACAGCAGGCAGGACUCGGGAUGUGGGACUUGACAGUGCCGUGCUGCAGAAAGACUCGGAAGCUGUUGCGGCCUUUUUGGAGACCACUGUGUCAGAUCAAGGUGACCCACCCAGCCACUCCAUUGAAGGGUCAGUGUCACCGGAGUCCGAUGUGGAUACAACAAGCACUGUCAGCCAGGCUGAUGGAGUGAGGCGAGUGGUCCAGAAACGCAGAGCCCUGGCAGGUCAACAGAAGGAGAAAACAGUUUUGUGUUCAAGCCACAAAGGGCCUUCUGCAGGCAGGGACACCCACGACAGAAGAGUCAAGACCAGAUUGUCUGGUCCGCAGCUGUCUAGUCAGCCAUGGACAUCUCAGGAUCUUACUGAUGACGACAUCAACUCCAACUCGCUUUUCUCUGACUCACAACCCACCUCCACCCAGGAGUCUAAAGGGUCUCAUCCAAGAGACCAAUCAGGGAGCACCAAAGCUGGAGCAAGCACCAAAUCUAGUCGCGCUAAAAACAACCAGGUCCCAGCAUCAUCUGCAUCCAGCAAAGCUGCCAAUGUUCCCAAACCCAGGCCGACUAGGACGUCACUCCUGCGGAAAGCUCGACUGGGCGAGUCUUCUGAUACUGAACCUGCAGAUUUGGACAGAAUGUCUGUGGCAUCUGAGGCCUCCACUGCUAGUUCCACAUCCAGAACGGGGAUGGGUAAAAGGGGCAUGUCAAGGAUAGAGGCGCUGGCUCAGCCGAGGAGGCCCCGGGUCGGGUCCCCAUCAGCACAGAGCGACUCUGAAGCCACUGUGACGAGGAGAGGUGCAGGAGCCCGUGGUGCCGCUGGAGAUUAUGCCCUUAGACAAGGACUGAGAGGGCUGAAUGUGGCCUCACUGUCUGGACCCAGAGCCCGGGCCAACAGUGCCUCAAAACUACCUGACAAAAGUAAAUCCUCGUCAUACGGACAUACAACACCUGCAUCUGGUGCUCGCUGGCGUCGCGUACCGGUGGAGUACGCUUCCACCUCAGAGGAUGAGUACGGCUCAAACCGCCACCUAUCCAAAGAGGCACUGUCUAGACCAUUUCCUGCCACCCGAGUGGCUCAGCUCAGCGGCUCUGCCCCAGCAACCCCGAACCCCGCGGCUCUCGUGGCCGUGAAGCAGCACUCCCGGGAUCAGGACGAGUACAUGAGAGACUGGACGGCCCACAGCGAAGAGAUCGCCAGGAUUAGCCAGGACCUAGCCAAAGACCUGGCCAUGCUUGCCAGGGAGAUCCACGAUGUCGCCGGAGAGAUCGACUCCGUCAGCCCGGCUGCCGCCGACCCCACAGUCGGGGAGAAGGUCUGUGAUGAAAGUCUGGAUCCUGCCGCUUCCUCCCUUGAUGAAAGCAUUGGAACCAAUGGACAGUCUGUUGAACUCAGAGCCAGAACCUCCAGUGGAAAUGGGUCACGUUCUAUUCGUCGGCAGACUUGGAACAGAGAUGAGGCGGGAUUGGAUAGUUUACUUCUGGCAUCUGUGAGUCAACUUUCAGCCAGGAUACGACAGUCUGUGGAGAAAACAACCUGCAAGAUAAGGAUUCUGUUCAAGGAUAAAGAACGGAAAUGGGAGGAGAUCGAGAACAAGCUUCAGAUGGAGCACGACUCUCUACUGCUGAAGAGCUCCAACAAGGAGAUCUCAACUAUCAUCCAAGACCUGAAGAGAGUGGAACGACAACUGCUAGUCAUUGACAUGAUGGUGGACCCAGAUGGCACCCUGGAUGCUCUGUCCAGUCUGGGCAUCACCAGCCCUCUGACAGACCAAAGGACCACUCCAGUGAACCAGCAGGGGGAGCCCGCGCUGCACGCCGGAGCCGAGGCCUCUUCAUGCGCCCGCUCAGACUCACGAUGUGACGGGGCAGCGACGGAUGGCGUCUCAUAGAGCCGGACCCAAAUUUUAAAGACAUUUUUACUCAUGUUGCAAUGCUGACUACAACUACCACACGAAUGGACUUAGUCAAUGACCAACACUGUCGGUUCUUUUGGGAUGUCAAAUAUACAACAUUCUGUUUACAGAUAAGCUAUGAUACUCAACCCUCUGUGUUUUAUAUUAUUCAUUCCUAAAUGGUUGUGGGAAACAUGUGAAUGACUGCAGGGCGGGAGAUUCCUUUCUCUUCUUUGUAUACAUUUCAAGAGUGGAACCCAAACGAACAUAUGUUGUCUGUUUGUGUUGAGAAGUUGUCUGAUCUAUGCCAAUGCGGAAACCCAAAGUCCAGAAGUGCAAAGUGUGUGGUGCGAAAAGUGUCAAAGAACUUAGAAGUGAAGGAUAUAACCCCCAGCAGGCAGUGGAGGUCAAGCGUUGACCCCGCCCCCCAGGGAUUAUUCCAGCCGGCCAUGACUUAAAGUUCCUAAUGUAGCAGCCCCAGACGCUAGUCACAAGUGCCCAGAAUGAACUAAUCAUUUAAAAGUGUGUGUGUUAUGAUGAGAGGGAGACGUUAGUCAAAGCUUUGCACUUUCUAAAGGAAAUAUUCCUUGAUGGGACCAGGGCAUGAUCGGAACAUUAAGAACUUCACACUGAAGUGUAAAAACGAUGACAUAAAUCCGCGCCGUCAGAAAGGUCAAGGUUUCCUUAGGUUAUUUACAAUUUACAUCCGUUUGGCAUUAAAAAUGUCCCAGUCAUGUAUUUUAUUUGUGUGUGUGUGUGUGUGAGUGAGUCGUGUUUGAAACAGCACACAGAGACAGCGGCGCCGCUGUCAGGUCUCUGAUAUGUUGCCUCUUAUCUCAACGUUUACACUUGAAUGUAACCUGGUCAGACCUGCUCGCCAAAUCAUCAUGACUCCAUCGUUGUGCCCGGCACCUUGUGUACUUUUGAGAAUUUUGAAGAAGAUUCUGUUAUUUGUAGGACUUUGUUUCUUUGUGAAAAAUAUCCUACUAAAUGUUUAUCUUACAAUACCUGUGUAUUGUUACUUUGAUCUUUAAUAAAAUGCAUGAUAAUACCGUGCUGGCAACUGUACUGUUGUGAAGUGUUCUGUGGAUUAUUCUCAGAACCCAAGUCCGGUUAUUUCAAUCCUAAAGGUGGUCAAUGGAUGGUCCAUUUCUCUUCAAGUGAUGAAGAAAUGAUGAAGAAAAUUGGAGGAAUUGUGAAAGUAAAGUAGUAUUGGUGGGUGCAUGUUUGUGUUUUUGCACCUUCCAUGUCGGGUGCGCAGGCAGGUGGACAGAAGAGGAAGGAGUUGUAGUUGUUUAAACAUCUGACCCAGGGUUGCGUUUUUAUCCAGAGAAAUGUGUAUUUUCGCUGAUGUCUUCAGUCCAGUUGAAGUGUCUCAUUAUUCAGAUGCUGGUCUCUGGAAGGAACCACAAGUCUGGUCUAGGUUGAGGAUCAGAAAGGAGUUUCCAUUAGGUUCUUGAGGUCGACUGACUCAAGCACAGCUGAAAGAUCCAGAGCAGCAUCCACAGUGGACAGCAGUGAAAAGCUCUUUGUUAAAGUGCCUUUGAGCAAGAUUGAUGUGGCUCACAAAGAUUGCUGUGUAGAGGACCAGAUUCAGGAGAAGCUUCAACUGUUGCAGGGUACCAUGGGGUCCAAAGCACCAUUAGCAAUGGACAACAUCAAAUGAAAUCCUGGCCUUGUACGGUGACAUGGAGGCAGACCAGCUGCAACAUGACUAGUUCACCGACAUGAAUUUGAAGUAGUCUCAUUUUAGUGACAUUUGGAGAUGCCGUCGUGCUUUUGAGCAAGGCAGAAGAGUCAGGGUCGAUGAUAGCGCUGCAGAAGACGCUUCUUGCUGAAUGUAUGAGAAGCUACAAACAAUUCUUGUCUAUGGCAGCUCCUGCGGUGAACCAGAC